CGUCAAUCAACUUCACACCCCGCUUCUGUGCAAAGUUGAACCACGCGUCAAAUCUCGGUGGGGGAGGCAUCUUGUAACGACGUCGGUAUUCCUCCACCGCAUCCUUGAGCGUCUCGGAUUGUCUGGCACGGACAUUCUCGAACUUUCUAUUCGCGUUAUCGAAUAGCUGGGCGACUGGAUGGGAUUUGUCUGUGACGGUGAUAGGAUUCGGGAUGAAUAACGGAUUGUUCUUCCCGCUUUCUUUCACUCUCCCAGCUGGCACUGGAUGGCCCAGUAGCACAAACGAAAGCCCUACGAGGCAGACGACCGCCAAAAGGACGACAAACCGUUGCGUUCGCAUCCCCAAUUGACAAGUAACGGUCCGGACAUGUGUAGGGCGAAAAUGGGCGGCAUUCAGGAAGAGAGCAAUGGCAUUUUUGAGGGACGGCGUAAAAGGGAAGGUAUAGAUGUAGCCUUUGGGCCGGCGUAUUUGGUUCAAGGUAAAUAAAACUGUGAUUUUGGGAGGGUGCUGUUCGUGAUCCAGCGCCAAGCAGUUAAAUUUUAUAGGCAAGAAGGAUCCUUUGCCCUGAAAAAAAAAAAAAAAAAGAAAAAAAGUACCUAGGGCGCAAGUUUGUUCAGCCACUCCUGGAAGUGCUAGGACGAUGAACGCUCUGAUGCGACAGUGAGAGCGAGCCAACCUCUCGGAAUAUGUCAAGGCCCCCAAAGCGGUAAGCGCGAGGUCUGGCCUCCAAGGGUGACGAAUCGACAGGGAUUAGACGCGUGCCAAGCGACUCGGCGCAAAGCUUAACCGCGAUAGGCUUGGGGCUCGGUUGGUGGAGAGGACAGCAUAACGUCGGGGGUAGGAGCGACGCAGUGUAUGUACAUACAUGUACGGAGUACAGACCGUAAUAAUAAUGUAUGUACGGAGUACAUGUACAUGUACAUGGACAGUACAUUAUUACAUCCGUCAAGGCUCCUGAGACAAAUGACGAAGAAUCUGUCUCAAAUUUAAACAAACACCCAACCAAGCUUGAAUCAAUCAAAUAAAUCAACAAACUUAAUAGGAAACAAGGCCGCGAGGAGCAGACAAGGGAGACGAUCGCAUUUACAUAGAAAUAUCUAUCCACAAUAACGUCUACAUCGAUUCAAACAUAAGUUGACCUCACCUGUGACUGAAUACGGCUUAUCUCGUCUUGAAAUCCCUCUCUCUCUGUGUGUGUUAAAUUUGAAGCACACAUCCAGGCCGGAAGGACGGCCACUAACGGUGGAAUGCGCUUCCUCUUUUGUUGGUUGCUCGUUGAAAUCUAUAGAGUACUCAGCACUAUUUUUGGGGUUGAUAUUAAAUGUGGCAAGGCGCUGUUCAUGGAGAAUUACUGAGAACGUGUAACUAAUAACUCUACAUAUAUUUGAUUGAGGAGAGUGGAGUGGGCAUGGAUUGAAAAAAAGAAAAGAAGAACGGGCUAAACUCUCUGAAACAAGGAGAGGAGGAUAAAAAUGCUAAUUACAACGGCUCUAAGAAUAAUAAUAGUGGCUCUCGCCUUGGGAGUUUUGCCGUGUAGCUGGGGUGAUGAAAAUAUACGCCGUACUGCGUAUGUCGUCCACACGAAACCCCCGGUCUGUUGAAGACGAGCUAAGAUGCAUCUGGCGUUAGGAUGAAAUCACGUCAUUUAUAGCGCAAGCCCGAAACCCGAAAUAGUUGCAAUACCCCAAGACACCAGACCAGAAAGGUUCAUUAAAACGGGGCUCCAGCGCAAAGAACACUUAUCGUCCCGCAUUUCAUUCAUUUACAACUUCUAGAGCGGAUACCUAGACCAGGGACAACUUUCGUUGACCCUUCUCGCAGGACACGGAAAUCAUAGUUUGUGUCCUUUGCUGGAGAAGAACAUGGAUUGUUUGAUGUGUCGCGACUUGCCCGUCUUCUCGUCAAAAAGGCAAAACCCAUAAUGAGCAGCGUUUGGUGGUGUGUAUACUGUCACCAGGUUAGGUUUACCUCCAAAGAAGAUGGAAAAAGAUAAAAUCGUUCCCAUGAAUCGAAAUGCAGCAAGAGGGAUGGCACGUGUUUGGGCAAGUGAUGAACUUACAGUGAAGGGAAAUAGCAAAAUCGUCAGGGUCAGGAUUAGAGAUCUUAUGCAGGCCGAGCUUUUCGUUUUUAAGCUUGUUAGUGUAUGUUCUCCCCAGAAAGUUUCUAAAAAUAGGAUGGAGCUUGGUCCACGUCUUAUCCUCACCUUAUCUGACAUGUAAGUGACUUGGUUUUCUUUAUACACGGUGUCCUUGGUUAUGGACAAGGGUGAUGGCUCCCCCUUCUGUACCUUGUCCUCCUCGGGCCAUGAAUAUUGCGUCUCUCGCAGGGACCCUUUUAGUACCUGUGACGGGAAUAAUUGGGCGUUGGCAUGGUCAUGAAUGGCGCUUCCCUUUCCAGGGCUCCAGACGAGAAUAAGCUAUAUACCCUCGCCGUUAGCAUGUUUCACCCCCGAAGCAUCAUGGACAUCAAUCGAUCAAUGACUCCAAACAUCGCCAAGCCCAUCCGUGCCUAUGACUCACCAGAUUACAUUUACCAUUGCCCUCAUCGACCAGAUUUCUCGUAUAUGCUCUUCCAGCAUCGCCAAAGGCAUACCGUUCCCAUUCACUCUCGUUGGAGGUAUAGUCCUCCAUGAGCUUCUGGAUAUCCAUCGGAUCGACGUCGUCGGAAUCUAGACCUGAGCUAGGGCCAAGGACUGUGUUGAUGUCCUCUACUAAGCUGUGGAAUGCAUCGACGGGGGAGGCUUCGGGCGAGGAGUCGCCGUUCACGAGAUACGGCAUUGUGUCGGGACCUGUGCACUUGGGCCUGGAGAUUGAGAACGAGAGUAGAAAGAUGAACGUGGUUCGAGGAGUACGGCGAGGAAGAUAGUUCCUAUGAGGUAUUUAAGAAUUACGGCGGGCUGGGUGCAGGGUCUCUUAUAUGAAUGAAUGCAGUGGGACCACGGCGCAGGUAGGAGGCGGAGGCGGCGGAGAAAUCUUAUCAGAUGGAUGGAGAACUCGAUCACGCGGGUAGGAAAGAGCCCAGACCAGACUGAGCCGAACAAGCGGGAGGCGGCACCUGGGUGCAAAAUAGAUACUACUAGCUGAACAGGCGGUCAGGAACGAAAAGCACACGGUGGCUACUACUCGAGCCCGGCCCCAUAUACCCCUAUAUAUAUUUCGCAGUUCUAUAACGGCCCAAGGGAAAUCUUAACGUCGCCCAGCGGUUCGUCUAACCCUAACUUCCCCCAACUGGGAGCCUUAAAACCAAAGUUGGAAGCCCCCGAUGAGCCGAUUCCCCGAAUUUUGCCCCUGUUAAUCCGACACUAAGCGACUUCCGGAACCGUUCGGGACCAUCCUUGGAACCUUUUGGGAAUUCCACGCGAGGUCAAUGCCAAGCCUGACUAAUAAAUGACUCAGCGACAUUAUUGAACUUCCGGCGCCCAAAUCCCAACAUCAAAAUCGAAUUGACACCGAAGUCCACGCAAAAUCUCCGCUCUUUGAUAGCAAGACAGGUUGUAUAGAUAGAGCUGGCCUCAUCCGCUUUUUGAGUACCCCAUUCCAAUACCUGUUCUGCUUUAUAGAAAGACGAAAGUUACAAAUCCGCAAGCAUGGCGACAACUGUGGACAAGAUCAAGGAGAUCGAGACCGAAAUGGCUCGGACUCAAAAAAACAAGAACACGUCGUAUCAUUUAGGUCAAUUGAAAGCUAAGCUUGCGAAGCUAAAGAGAGAGCUUCUUACACCUACCUCUAGCGGUGGUGGCGGUGGACUUGGUUUCGAUGUUGCUCGCACGGGAGUAGCGAGCGUGGGGUUUAUCGGUUUCCCAUCUGUCGGGAAGAGCACUUUGAUGAGCAAAAUAACAGGACAGCAUUCUGAGGCUGCCGCUUAUGAAUUCACGACCCUAACGACUGUUCCUGGCCAGGUGAUAUAUAAUGGCGCGAAAAUCCAAAUUCUCGACCUUCCUGGUAUCAUUCAAGGUGCAAAAGAUGGCAAAGGUCGAGGUCGGCAGGUUAUUGCCGUUGCCAAGACCUGCAAUCUCAUCUUCAUCGUUUUGGACGUGAAUAAGCCCCUGACGGAUAAAAAAAUCAUUGAAGCGGAAUUGGAAGGCUUUGGGAUCCGGAUUAACAAGUCUCCACCGAACAUCGUAUUUAAGAAGAAGGACAAGGGUGGCAUUUCCAUCACGAGUACCGUGCCCUUAACGCACAUUGAUCAUGAUGAAAUUAAAGCUGUGAUGAGCGAAUAUCGGAUUUCGUCUGCGGACAUUGCGAUUCGGUGCGACGCGACAAUUGAUGACCUUAUCGACGUGCUCGAGGCGAGGAGUCGGAGUUAUAUCCCCGUUGUUUAUGCAUUGAACAAGAUCGAUGCUAUAUCAAUUGAGGAAUUGGACCUGCUCUAUCGAAUCCCGAAUGCGUGCCCGAUCAGUUCUGAGCAUGGGUGGAACAUUGAUGAAUUGCUCGAGCUCAUGUGGGAGAAACUCGAUCUCAGGAGAGUCUAUACAAAACCCAAGGGGAAAACUCCAGAUUAUUCGUCCCCGGUCGUUCUGCGGCGUAAUGCUUGCACCGUUGAAGAUUUCUGUAAUUCCAUUCAUAAAACCAUCGCAGAACAAUUCAAACAUGCAAUCGUUUAUGGUCGUUCCGUCAAACAUCAACCACAAAGAGUGGGACUCAGUCAUGAACUUGCAGAUGAGGACAUAAUCACAAUUAUCAAGCGAUAACAGUAUCAAGCAGAUGAAAUAAAACAGCACCAUGGAAAAAGAAAAGACAAGGUGGCCUAGCUAUACGAAUGACAACCAGCCAAAUGGCUUUCUUUUUCUUUUUUUGGUGCUCGAUGCACGAAUCAGUCGCCGCAAAACAUAUUUUCUCGGCCGGGACACACGACCCAGCGCAACGGAGCUGGACCAUGGCGAUGAUAACGAUCAUGAUACAUAGAAACAUACGUGGCCUUCUCGACCCGCACGCCCUUUUCCUCAAGACGAAUCAUGGGAAGCAUAGCAUCCAAGGAAUACGGAGGAAUAAACAAAAGUUAUUUUCUUUUUUGUUGAAUAAGUUUUAGCCUACGAACGGUUUCCGGCAUUGCUUUCCUUUCUUGGCAAAUUUAUAGUUUAAUCUUUUGACGCAUGUUAGAUUUUAGAUUUUAUACCCAAAUGGAUUUCAAGCUUUGUGUGUACUAUCUAUCGUACUUUGCCUAUGUCGUCGCCGUCUGUCGGGACUAUCACGGAGAAUGCAUAUAGGGUUCUUCUAUCUUUUUUUUUUCUUUUCCCGCCACAAGGAGAGAUGUCCACGUACAAACAUGGUCUUUAGGGCGGAUAUCAAAAAGAGUAAAACAGCGAACAAAAGAGCGACUCAGGAUUAUAGUGUUUUGCUCAUGUUGGUAUCCGCUUUCACAGGAAAAGCAGUGUAUUAACACAGGCAGUUCUUUUUCAUCUCCCCCCCCCCUCCC
Blastomyces gilchristii SLH14081 is the source of this 5416-nucleotide messenger RNA. RefSeq names its product ribosome-interacting GTPase 1. The record is from RefSeq and is a predicted model, not a curated record. Gene Ontology annotation, biological process: cytoplasmic translation. The transcript has 13 exons. Bases 3588 to 4691 code for a protein of 367 amino acids. Gene Ontology annotation, molecular function: GTPase activity; GTP binding. Gene Ontology annotation, cellular component: cytoplasm. NCBI's taxonomy places the organism in Eukaryota, Fungi, Ascomycota, Eurotiomycetes, Onygenales, Ajellomycetaceae.